UAAGGGACGUGCAGUGGGAGAGGUGCACAGACGGGAGGGGUGGAAUAAUUUGGUGACAGGACCGAGGGAGGGAGUAUAAAAGGUCAGCUUUUUGGGGGGGGGGAGUCAGGCCAAGAAGAAUUUGGUGUAAUCACACAGGAUAUUUUACUGCGCAGCAGAUCAUGGCUGACUUUGACUUGGUUCUGAAGCACUGGGGAUCGGUGGAGGCCGACUACUCUGGCCACGGAAACCUGGUUCUGACUCGUUUAUUCACAGAGCACCCAGAAACCCAGAAGCUCUUCCCCAAGUUUGCCGGCAUCCCUCAGGGGGAGCUGGCUGGUAACGCGGCCCUUUCUGCCCACGGCGCCAUCGUGCUGAAGAAACUGGGCGAACUGCUGAAGGCCAAAGGCAACCACGAGUCCAUCCUCAAGCCUCUGGCCAACUCCCACGCCACCAAGCACAAGAUCCCCAUCAACAACUUCAAGCUAAUCACCGAGGUCAUCGCUAAAGUCAUGGAGGAGAAGGCAGGACUCGAUGCGGCCGGGCAGAAGGCCUUGAGGAAUGUGAUGGCCCUUGUCAUCUCUGACAUGGAGGCCAAUUACAAGGAGCUGGGCUUCACCGGCUGAAGGUCAAGUCUCAUGCGCUGCCAGGGUCCAGUGACCUUGACUCAAGACAGUUCUGCAUGUUAAGUCUUUUAUUUUGAAAAAGAUUUCAGAUUUCUUUAAUCAAAACCUUAAAAGUUAAUUUAGUCUCCAGUGUUACCACCAAUCAUAAGGAACCACAAUGUAUCUCUUACUGUAAUGUUAGAGUGGAUUGCCAUUAGAUCACGUGUUACCUUCUCUGUAAUAAACAUGAUUUUGGUGCCAGUUUAAUCAGAUUUGUUGUUCAGGAUGUCUAACAGGAAUAAAACAUCCACCCACUGUU
Messenger RNA from Betta splendens (Siamese fighting fish), 903 nucleotides. RefSeq names its product myoglobin (gene mb). The record is from RefSeq and is a predicted model, not a curated record. Bases 162 to 605 code for a protein of 147 amino acids. Gene Ontology annotation, molecular function: heme binding; oxygen binding. Gene Ontology annotation, biological process: oxygen transport. The transcript has 4 exons. Gene Ontology annotation, cellular component: extracellular exosome. NCBI's taxonomy places the organism in Eukaryota, Metazoa, Chordata, Actinopteri, Anabantiformes, Osphronemidae.